AUGGCUGGAUCUGGCGAAGAAAUAAGUGAGGCGGGUGUGCCGACUACUAGUGGUGCUGGUGAGGCUGCGGGACUGGCACCUGUGAUUGAAGUGGCUACGUAUGCUGAAACAGACGUUUAUGAAUGUUACAUACGCGGAUAUGAGUCGCGGAUAGUGAUGAGGCGGACGCAAGAUGAUUGGGUUAACAUCACUCAGGUGUUUAAGAUUGCUCAAUUUUCGAAGACUCAGAGAACCAAGGUACUGGAGAAGGAGUCGAACGAUAUGAGACAUGAAAAGGUGCAGGGUGGGUACGGUAGGUUCCAAGGUACGUGGAUUCCACUAGAGAACGCAAAGUAUAUGGUCAGCAAGUACAAUAUCCGAGAUCCGGUUGUCAACAGGAUUCUGGAGUUUAAGUUGGAUCCACAGAAUCCGCCGGUGAAGCGGAGCAAGAACAGUGUGUUGAAGAGAUCUUCGCCAAACGGGCGGAUCUCUUCGCCGUCGAGCUAUAACAAGACACCGAAGAAGAAACAGUAUCCAAACUCUGCGGUAGCUCGGAAGGUCAAGAAAACGGGCACGCUUCUGCAGCCGAACCCGAGUCCGUUGCAGAAUUUAGUGUUCCAAACGCCGCAGCAGCCACGUCUGAAUAGCCAAAACGCCAACGCUACCGUUUCUGCGUCAACGGAUGGUAAGAAACACCAAUCGCACUCGGUAGAUGCUCCGGUGACAAUGGGUUAUUCUGCUACUCAGAAGCCUCUGCAAUUUUACCCGGUGCCCACCUCCAUAUCACAUUCUCAGAAGCAGCCUCGAAACAGCGCCGCUUUUCAUCAUCAAGGCUCGGAGGUCCCGCAGUCAUCAUUCUUAACAUUCAUACCGGAGGGGCCUACCUCUGGAACGCUGGCAUCCGGUGAUCAAAACCAAACGGUGCCAAAUAUUAUGGUUAACGGCUCCCUGAAGCAGCCAUCGAGGAAAAGGAAGAAAGUUAGAAAAUUCAGUUCUAUGUCAGCUAUAAAGAUUGAACCCAGCGGUAUGCAGGAUAAAGCUCAGCAAAAUUUCAAACUGAUGAACAGGCAGAUGUGGCAGAAUGUGAGCCCUAACGCCUCGCACCCAAAUCCAAUAAAUACAGGGAUCAGUAACACUCAUUCUAAUACAUCAUCGCUGGAAAUGUUUUCAACGCAGGAAAAUCCGACUCCGAUGUCAUCGCGCUCUUCGACGCCUCAUCCUUUUGGCGGCAUACCUACCGCUCCCUCCACGGCUGUCGAGAACGAUGAUGUGCUAGAAAAUGCAGAGAUGCAAUCGCUUUCCGUGGCGGAGUACAAGGAUGCCAUCUUGCAGGUCCUCUCAUUAGAAGAUGGGUCUGAUAAGAACUAUUCGCUGCCGCCCCAGAUGUAUCACCCUCCAUCCGACUUUGACAUAAAUUUCCUAAUCGAUGAUCAGGGCCAUACGCCUCUACAUUGGGCCACUGCCAUGGCGAACAUACCGCUAAUCAAAUUGCUAAUCGCUUUGAAUGCCAACGCUCUGCUGUGCAAUUCGAAGGGCUUCAAUUGUAUCACCAAGUCAGUCUUCUACAAUAAUUGCUUUAAGGCUGGCUCAUUCCCCGAGAUUGUGUCCUUGCUAAGAAUUUGUCUCAUUACGCCUGAUUCCAACGGGAGACUUCCAUUACAUUACUUAGUGGAAUUAAGUGUCAACAAAUCAAAAGAUCCCAUCGUGAUUAAUUCUUAUAUGGAUACUAUCAUUCAGAACUUAGGUCAGGAUGACUCAACGCUUUUGAGAAUGUGUCUAAAUUUCCAGGAUAAUUUGGGAAAUACGAUACUGCACUUGGCUGCUCUCAAUCUGAACCUGGAACUUUGUAAUAAAUUAUGCUGCCUGGGUUCUUCCAUGGAUAUUACCAACUAUGAAAACGAGACUCCAGCUUCCAUACUUGCAAAAUUCAAUCUAGUACCGCCAACGACAAUAGCUCAGGCUUUCAGUCCGCGGACAUCCAAUAAAUUACCCUUAUAUUCUGAAAUGCCGGCGAUUGUACCAGCUGACGGGAAAACAGCUCCAAGAGAUCUCGCAGAGCAAACUGCCCCUGCUCUGUCGCCUGUUGAGAAUCUGGGAAUUCUCGGGAGAACACCUCAGAUAAGGCUCACCCCAGCAGGACCGACGAAGAAGACCAGCACAAGGAACUUUUUGUCGGGUACAGAUUCUGCCACCUUUACCACUUUAAUGGAUGAUCUAUCUAAUAUAGAUUCAUUUGUCACAUCAUCUGCGAUAAGAGAUGUGAAGACGACUCCCUCAAGGUUGUUAGAGAGCUCGCCAAUCCUAUUCAAGAAAAGGCCAAACACAUCUGCAAUGCUGCCGCCACCAAGCUUCAAGAAAUUCGCUAAGUUAGCAGAGGCCAUGGAAUCCCCACUGGGUCCUGUGACAAUGUCGCCCCUACCUGGCACCGCAAACGUAAAGGAAUUGAACGAUGUUCUGAUGGCGGCAGAUAGGCUCAAAGACGUCGCCAAUACUUUAGUUGCAUCCGUCAACACGCAGGCAAAUUCAAUUGCUGCCGAGGUGGAACGUACAGAAAAGAGCAUCGCACAAAUGAAAAACAACCUCGCCAAGACUAAAAACAGCGAAAAGGAACUGCUGGCUCAGUUUGAUGGAUCCGAAGGAACCGGAUCCGUCGAUGAUCUAAAAAAAUCCACCCUUGGCCUAAGACAGCUUGUCGAAGACAGCAAGCAACAAUUCGUCCAAUGUAUCGAGAGAUCACAGGCUUUGAAUCUAGCCUCGCUGGUGCAAGACGAAGAAUCCAAGGUCAAUGACGAUUCUUCUCAGUCGCCUUCAUCCGAAAAAGCGCAGCUUGAGAGCACAAUGAAACACGCCAUCGAGCUGGCUUUCUUGCAGCUACGGAGACGUUCUACGCUAUCCAAGAUUAUUGACAGCAAAUGCAGAGUGAAUACUUCCAAUAAGAUCAGCAAAUACAGACGCUUGAUAGGCAUGGCGGUCGAUAACAUCGACACCAAACUCGAUGAGAUAGAGUUAGAUCUACGGACUAAUGCUUAG
Torulaspora globosa is the source of this 3009-nucleotide messenger RNA. It is a transcript of the gene SWI4, whose product is annotated as SBF complex DNA-binding subunit SWI4. Gene Ontology annotation, molecular function: protein binding; DNA binding; transcription regulator activity. The transcript has a single exon. Lineage: Eukaryota; Fungi; Ascomycota; Saccharomycetes; Saccharomycetales; Saccharomycetaceae. The coding region runs from base 1 to 3009 and encodes 1002 amino acids. Gene Ontology annotation, cellular component: SBF transcription complex; MBF transcription complex. The record is from RefSeq and is a predicted model, not a curated record.